Molecule: messenger RNA, 2601 nt
Organism: Pezoporus flaviventris
Lineage: Eukaryota; Metazoa; Chordata; Aves; Psittaciformes; Psittacidae
Gene: ZBTB6
Product: zinc finger and BTB domain containing 6
Exons: 1
Coding region: 206-1483 (425 amino acids)
Biological process (GO): regulation of transcription by RNA polymerase II
Molecular function (GO): RNA polymerase II cis-regulatory region sequence-specific DNA binding; protein binding; DNA-binding transcription factor activity, RNA polymerase II-specific
Source: RefSeq, a predicted model, not a curated record
GGGCGGGUGGAGGAAGCGCUUCCGGCGCUCUGCGGUACCGCCGGCGGAGCACGCACCGGCUCGGGAAGCGGCCGGUGAGCAGGAGGGAAGGAGGGCGGGCGGCUCGGCGGAGCCCGUCAGCCGCCGCGGAGGAGAGCGGGGCCGCUAGCGGGGGUGGCCUGGGCUCGGCGGGACUCUCCGGUGGUUUCCCCUCAGGAGUAGCGCCAUGGCAGCGGACUCGGAGGUGCUGCACUUCCAGUUCGAGCAGCAAGGGGAUGCCGUGCUGCAGAAGAUGAACCUCCUGCGGCAGCAGAACCUCUUCUGCGACGUCUCCAUUUACAUCAACGACACGGAGUUCCAGGGGCACAAGGUGAUCUUCGCCGCCUGCUCCACCUUCAUGCGGGAUCAGUUCCUGCUCAAUCAGUCCAGGCAGGUGCGGAUCACCAUCCUGCAGAGCGCCGAGGUGGGCAGAAAGCUCCUGCUCUCCUGUUACACCGGCGCUCUGGAAGUCAAAAAGAAGGAGCUGCUGAAAUACCUCACUGCUGCCAGCUACCUCCAGAUGGUUCACAUUGUGGAGAAGUGUACUGAAGCUUUGUCGAAAUACCUGGAGGUUGAUGCUUCCAUGGAGAACCAGGCUGCGGAGAGGUGCCAUUCCUCAGAUGCUGAACUGAGAAACGGGGAUGAGGGUUUAGAUAAAGACUGUGAAAUAAUUGAGAUCUCUGAAGACAGCCCAGUGAAUGUUGAGUACCCUGUGAAGCAGGAGACUGGGGACACCUUGCAACCCAUAGUGCAGAGCGUGAUCUCGGAAAGGAAGGACCCCAAACCCUCGGAAAUAUCAACAGUUGAGAUUGGAUACAAGGAUGAAGAAAUCUGUAUCUUCAGAAUGGAUUCUAUGAAUGUUGCAAAUGUAGAUAAUGAUAAUUUUCCUCAGCCUUGCACUUCCUCUAAAACAAAUUUGUAUUUUCCAGAAACCCAGCACUGCUUGAUAAAUUCUACAGUUGAAAGCAGAAAUACAGAAAUGCCAGGAAAUCACUUCCAGCCUUUAGUCAAUGACAAUCCAGAAGGAACUUAUGGUGGGACAAACGGCUUCCAGAGCGUGGAUGACUCCAGCAAUUCAUGGCGGCACCAGUGUCCAAAGUGUCCCAGGGGAUUUCUGCACCUUGAGAACUAUCUCAGACAUCUGAAAAUGCACAAACUCUUCUUGUGUUUGCAGUGUGGCAAAACAUUUACACAGAAAAAGAACCUGAACAGACACAUCCGGGGGCACAUGGGCAUCCGCCCAUUCCAGUGCAUGGUGUGCUUGAAGACCUUCACAGCCAAAAGUACACUCCAGGAUCACCUGAACAUACACAGUGGGGACAGGCCCUACAAGUGUCACUGCUGCGACAUGGACUUCAAACACAAGUCUGCUCUUAAAAAACAUUUAACUUCCGUUCAUGGAAGGAGUAACAGUGAAAAACCAAACCUGGACACUGUUACGACGGUUAAAAUAGACUAUGAUUAAUAGAUGGGUGGGAUUGUCCACAAAAAGCUCCUGCCUAGUGAAAUUCUAGGUGAAAUUCUAGAUACGGAUUCCUGGAGAGAAGCACAAACACGAGUGGUGGUCAAAAACAUGCCUUGCAAGCAGCAAACUUGCCUGCUGCUUUAAGGUUCCUGUUGAUGUAAGUGCGAAAAAGGUGUUUACUAGCCAAAAGCAAACUGCAAAAUAGGGGAAAUUAUUUCAUGCUUCUCUUCUAUUAUUCUAGUUGCAUUCUGAUUUCCUCCCCCAGUUAUUCUUUGCACUCCCCUGUUUCAAGGGCAAGUGCUGACAAUUUUUAAUCUAUUACCAAUAUUGCAGUAAACUGAACCCUGAGUGAUGUUUGUGACCCAUAGUGGCUAAGGAAAGGGGAUGUUUGUAUUUAUUCAGUUAGUUGUUCCCACCCAGCUCAUGUUACCGUUUACAGUGAAAUCAUCUCCUUCCUUGCCCAGACUUUGCGAGAUCCUUCAACAGAAAGAAGGCAUGUUUUCAUACUCAAGUCUGUGAUAAUUAAGAAAGAACACAGAGCAAACAAAAGAUAAUCAAGCUUUCAAAUCGCCUCUUGCAAAUAGUGAAUGGGUAAAAGAAAAACAGUGUUGCCUUGCAGUUCAUUUUCAGCUGAAGAAGAAGGAUUUGCUUUCAGUUUUAUGAAUGAGUUCUGAAUUUUUCUAAACAACUUCUGACCUUUUUUUCCGUCAUACCCGUUUUGCACCUAUAUUUGACUUAUUCUGAAUAAGUUAUUUGUGUUUGUUGAGUUGUAACAUUUGCCUUCAUUUUUUUACAAGACACAUAUGCUCGUAUGUAAAAUGAAGCAGUGUGCUGAUACAUAAUAGCAAUUUCUACAUUACUUUUAAAAAACAAUCCUGUAUAUCUCAUUAGGAAUGGCUUAGACAUAGAGGUCUUCUCAUACUCCUAACUCUGUGAUACAGUAAAAUGGUAAUGGUGUGUGUUUGGGUAGGUGUGUUUGUACUUUGUCAAAGGUUAUUGCAGUUUUAUCACCAGCAUCCAAAGCCAUAUAAUGCAGAAUUCUUCAUCCUGUACCUGUCUUUGACUGGUAUAUGUUUCUUCCACUUAAUGUGAUAUGAAUAAAGAGUCAAUUCAGUUAA